CUGAAAUUGAACUUUUUCCAAUUUCUAGUUGUUAUUUGAAAUAUUAGCUUCAAAAUUAAUGAACCAUUAAACCAUCUAAAGAACCAUUUCAAAUACCCUCUAAGAAAUAUGUAUUGAAGACCCAUCAGAACAAAGCAAUCAAAGAUCAUGUACAUGUUGUCCACCUAAAACACAUGGUGAUUCCUUUUCCCUUUUUUCAGGAAGGCCAAUUAAAUCAUGUCAGACUCUGCAUUUCCUGCCACUCUUCCAACAUAGUCAAGAAUCCAAAUCCAAAAUCAUGUGACCUCUUCUAUCAACGACUUAAAGUACGUGUACAACACGGAGAUUCAAAAUGCAUUGAAAUCAAUGAUAAACUGUCAAACCAAAGAGAUAACGAGAACAAAAAUGUGUCAUGGUGCCGUGGCUGCUAUAGUGAAGUAGUGAACAUCAAUAAACUAAAAAGAUUUGAAGACAAGUACAACAAAAAACAAGAAAAUCUAGCCAAAAUAUCAACCAGUCAACAGUCAGUGCCAGCACUUGAAACAAGUGCCAGUGUUUAUCUGAGAUCCUCAAAUAAGACUAAAGCAGGGAGAGGAGAAGCAUGUAUUUUUUGCUCAAAAUCUGGGAAAAAUCUAAAAAGUUUUACCAAUGUCAGAAUGAAUUUCUAUUUUUAGGCCUCUUUCUGUGCUUACAGGUCUGGUUG
Molecule: messenger RNA, 682 nt
Organism: Owenia fusiformis
Lineage: Eukaryota; Metazoa; Annelida; Polychaeta; Sabellida; Oweniidae
Source: the annotation of a GenBank genome assembly